Argentina anserina (silverweed cinquefoil) is the source of this 2527-nucleotide messenger RNA. RefSeq names its product protein STRUBBELIG-RECEPTOR FAMILY 2. Gene Ontology annotation, molecular function: protein kinase activity; protein binding; ATP binding. Lineage: Eukaryota; Viridiplantae; Streptophyta; Magnoliopsida; Rosales; Rosaceae. The transcript has 15 exons. Gene Ontology annotation, biological process: protein phosphorylation. The record is from RefSeq and is a predicted model, not a curated record. Bases 13 to 2247 code for a protein of 744 amino acids.
UUCAGGCCUUACAUGCACACAACCUGUUUGAUGAAAGUUCACUGUAGUCAUCCAGUAUAUACUAUUGACUAUCUUAUCAAUUACAUCAUACAUUUUGAUACAUUUGCUCCCUUAUCAGUCAUAGCUUUGAGAGAUCUUUACAAGACGCUCAACCAACCGCCACAGCUGGCUGGUUGGAGAUUGGAUGGUGGGGAUCCUUGCGAUGAAUCAUGGCAUGGAGUGCUGUGUUCUGGCUCUUCAGUAAUAUACCUUAAACUAAAUGGUCUAAACCUAUCUGGGUAUGUUACUCCUGAGAUCUACAAUCUCUACAGUUUGAAGCAACUGGAUAUUAGUUCCAAUAGCAUUGAUGGUGAAAUUCCAUAUGUCUUGCCUCCUAAUGCGACUCAUAUAAAUAUGGCAUACAACCAUUUAAUCCAGAACAUUCCCCCAUCCUUACCUGGCAUGAAAAGUCUCCGACACUUGAACCUAAGUCACAAUCGGUUGUCUGGACCUAUUGGCAAUGUUUUUACUGGCCUACAGAAUCUAAGAGAAAUGGAUCUGUCAUACAAUAACUUCACUGGAGAUCUGCCAAGUUCAUUUGGGUCCCUUAAAAAUCUCACUGGACUGUUCUUGCAGGAUAACAAGUUUACUGGUUCAGUUGCUUACCUCGCUGAACUUCCACUAAUCGAUCUGAAUAUCAAAGAUAACUAUUUCAGUGGUAUUAUCCCCCGUCAUUUUCAGUCCAUACCAAAUUUAUGGAUUGGGGGAAAUAGUUUUGAUCUGCCAGGGGACAACUAUCCACCCUGGAAUUUCUCUCUAGGGACACAGGGAACUGUAACUGAACAGAACAUCCACCCCCCUCCAGCAACUCAGUCAAGUGCCAUGGAGAAGAGCAAACCCUCUACCAAAAUAGGUGGACACAAGAAGAAGAGGCUUGGCCCUGGAGGAAUAGCUUUUAUUCUUGGUGGAGGAACUCUUGUCGCAUCAUGUGUGGCACUUUAUGUUGCACUCCAUGUCAAGAAAUCACGUGCACAGAGGCUUAUAACCUUGGUGCGCAAUAGUAGUUCAAGCCACUCUUUCUCAGUCAUAAAUCCGGCUAAAGGUAGUCCUAUGAGUGCACGAGAAGAAAGCCCACCUGUACUGACUUUCACGUCACCCAUUCUGCUUCCAAGGCGCCUACCUCCAGUUUAUCAUAGCAGAAUUGAGAAAAGUAGAAGAAAAAGCUUCUCUGAUAAAUACAGAUUCCCAGUGAGAAUCAAACUAUAUACUGUGGCAGAGCUUCAGUCAGCUACGAACAGCUUUAUGGAAGAAAACUUUCUGGGCCAAGGAUCUCUUGGUUCUGUCUACAAAGCCGAAUUUCCUGAUGGCCAAAUUUCGGUCGUAAAGAACAUCAAGAUGUCUGGACUCUCUUUCCAUGAAGAAGAAAAAUUCCUGGAUCUUGUUUGGACUCUUUCACGUUUGAAGCACCCAAAUAUUGUACCACUUCUUGGCUAUUGUGUGGAGCAUGGACAACAUCUUCUUGUGUAUGAAUAUGUCAGAAAUUUAACCCUUGAUGAGGCACUGCACAGCGAUGCAUACAAACCCUUGUCCUGGGGCCUUCGUCUCCAGAUUGCUCUUGGUGUUGCUCAAGCUUUGGACUAUUUGCAUUCUACAUUGUCGCCUCCAGUUGGUCAUGGCAACUUGAAGAGUGCCAAUAUCUUGCUUGCUGAAGACCUUGCUCCUCAUAUCUGUGACUGUGGGCUUGCUAUUUUGAGGCCACUUACAAGCAAUAGUCUUAAACUAAAGGCUUCAGAAGAUGCUAUUGGCGACACGGGCUACAUCGCACCUGAGCAUGGCCUACCAGGAUUUGAUAACAUAAAGAGUGACAUAUAUGCCUUUGGAGUGCUGCUUUUGGAGCUCUUGACAGGAAGGAAACCUUUUGAUAGUUCAAAACCAAGGGAAGAGCAAUCGCUGGUGAAAUGGGCUUCAUUGCGGCUUCAUGACUUUGAGAGUCUGGAAGAGAUGAUUGAUCCAGGCGUUAAAAGAACAUGUUCCUCCAAGGCUCUGUCAAAUUUUGCUGAUAUUAUCUCCCUCUGCAUACAGCCAGUGAAGGAAUUCCGUCCACCAAUGUCUGAAGUUGUGGGAUCUCUCUCACAGCUGAUACUGAAGCUCAUAAAGGACAUACAAUGUGGAGCAGAUGGUAACCAAGUUGACCCCUUCGACAGAUCCUUCCGUUCAACCAACUCUCGCUUCAUGGCCUCACCUACAUUGACCUAUUUUUCCGUUUGAAUUAGCCACUAGUGAUCAGUACAGGCACAGCUUAAUCCACUGUAUUGUAUGCUUGAUUAGAGAUGCACUCUAAAAUCAGCUCGAUUGUUAGAGGCUUGGUUUGUGUGACAUUAUGCCCUUUCAUUCCAUACUGUCUUAGCCUUAGGAGGUGUGGUAUUCAAUUCAAAUACCAAUCUCAACUAGACAGUUCUUGUCAUUCUGUAUAUUCUACAUGACAAAUUUCCAGAAAGUUGUGGACCGUAUAUACUAGUUUGCCAGUCUUUCUUAAAAAGAUGGGAAG